AAUAAGAACACAAACGAAGUUGGCUUAGCCAGAGGCCUGUGCAAUGAAGAGCUCAAGAUAUCAAUGUGUGGAACUAAAUGAUGGACAUUUCAUUCCUGUGCUGGGCUUUGGUACUGCUAUACCUUCAGAGGUUCCCUAUAGUAAGGCUAAGGAGAUGACAGAAAUUGCUAUAGAUGCUGGCUUCCGCCAUUUUGAUUCAGCUCCUGUCUAUGGCACUGAAGCUCACGUAGGAGAGGCCAUCCGAACCAAGAUUGCAGAUGGCACUGUGAGGAGAGAAGACAUAUUUUACACCUCAAAGCUUUGGUGUACCUCCCAUCGCCCAGAGCUCGUGCGACCUUCCUUGGAAAGGUCACUAAAGGACCUUCGGUUGGACUAUGUGGACCUCUACAUCAUUCACUUCCCAGUGUCUGUCAAGCCAGAUGAGAAAAAUCUCCCCACAGAAGAACAUGGAAAAGUAAUAUUUGACACAGUGGAUCUCUGUGAGACCUGGGAAGCCAUGGAGAAGUGUAAGGAUGCAGGAUUAACCAAGUCCAUCGGGGUGUCCAACUUUAACCGCAGGCAGCUGGAGAUGAUCUUGAACAAGCCAGGGCUCAAGUACAAGCCUGUGUGCAACCAGGUAGAAUGUCACAUUUAUCUCAACCAGAGAAAACUUCUGGAUUUCUGCAAGUCCAAAGACAUCGUUCUGGUCGCUUACAGUGCUCUGGGAAGUCACCGAGAGAAACAUUGGGUGGACCCGAAUUCCCCUGUUCUCUUGGAUGAUCCAGUUCUUGCUUCCAUGGCAAAAAAAUACAAGCAAACUCCAGCCCUGAUUGCCCUUCGUUACCAGCUGCAGCGCGGGGUUGUGGUCCUGGCCAAGAGUCUCAAUGAGAAGCGAAUCAAGGAGAACAUUCAGGUUUUUGAAUUCCAGUUGACUUCAGAGGAUAUGAAAGUUCUCGAUGGGCUGGACAGGAAUCUCAGAUACUUAACUUUUACUAUAUUUUUUGGCCACCCUAACUUUCCAUUUUCUGAUGAAUAUUAACAUGUGAUGACUUACUCUGGAGGCCAUGCUAGAGGAGAGCAGUGGGACUUCUCAACUGCUGGUGCUUGGAUACAUCACCUCCGCUCUAUAGCAGCUCAAACUCUGCUGGAACUAUGCCAUGGCUCAGGAGGAAAAAUGCUAAAAAUUUGUCUCAUUAUGAAAAUAAAUAAAACACAGCUUCCUCAAUAUUUA
This is a messenger RNA of Nannospalax galili (Upper Galilee mountains blind mole rat), 1210 nucleotides long. RefSeq names its product aldo-keto reductase family 1 member C1 homolog. Bases 44 to 1018 code for a protein of 324 amino acids. The record is from RefSeq and is a predicted model, not a curated record. Gene Ontology annotation, molecular function: steroid dehydrogenase activity; aldose reductase (NADPH) activity; ketosteroid monooxygenase activity. Gene Ontology annotation, biological process: steroid metabolic process. The transcript has 9 exons. Gene Ontology annotation, cellular component: cytosol. Lineage: Eukaryota; Metazoa; Chordata; Mammalia; Rodentia; Spalacidae.